Molecule: messenger RNA, 873 nt
Organism: Purpureocillium lilacinum
Lineage: Eukaryota; Fungi; Ascomycota; Sordariomycetes; Hypocreales; Ophiocordycipitaceae
Source: RefSeq, a predicted model, not a curated record
AUGAGUCUCCUCGAGCGGCUCAACCGCGACGGCUUCGUCCUCGUGCCCGGCGCCUUCACCGGCGAGGCCCUCGAGACGCUCCGCCGGGCCACGCAGGACGCCACCGCCAACGCCCGCCGCGGCAACUGGCCCGACGUGCGGACGCUCCCCAAGCAGUUCCCUCCGUGGAAGGUCGACGGGCCCAACCCGGCCGCCGAGGGCAUCUGGGGCGUCCAGGGCGUCAUGCACCCGGACAUGCCGCACCAGCCCGACUUCGUCCGCGUCUACUUCUCCGACGCCAUCGUCGCCCCGACCCUCGAGCUGCUGCAGUGCUCCCGCGACGACCUCGUCAUGGAGCUCUUCAACCUGCUCGUCCGCCCGGACUACGACUUCGAGCUGCGCUGGCACCGCGACGACAUACCUGCCACCGCCACCGCCGAGGAGGAGCUCGACCGCCUCAACAAGCCCGCCUUCUCCGCGCAAUGGAACCUCGCCCUCUACGAAGACUCCAGCCUCGUCGUGGUCCCGGGCUCGCACCGCCGCGCGCGGACCGACACGGAGCGCCACGCCGACCCCUACGAAAAGGUCCUGCCCGACCAGCUGGUCGUCAAGAUGGAGCCCGGCGACAUCGUCUUCUACAACAACAACAUCCUCCACCGGGGUGUGUAUGACUCCAAGGUCGAGCGCAUGACCCUCCACGGCAGCGCCGGCCAUGUCGACGGCGCCAAGCUGCGCGCGAGGAACGUCCUCCAGCACGGGCUCCGCAACUGGAUUGACCGCCUCAACUUUGAUGCCCUCGAGGGCCACGAAAAGGAGUUGGCGGAGCACAUGCGAGCUAACCUCGUCAAAAUGGGACAAGACGCGGGAGACGUCGGGUUUUCGUUGCAAGGUUGA